AUGGUGAAUCCGCAAGGAGUGGCUCCGAGUAAAAUGCCUCUUGUACAAAAUCAGCACAAUGCUAUUUGCUGUUAUAGCAGCUAUGGACCAACAUUUGGAGGAGGGCGUGACUUACAUAUAGUGAAUAACGCUAACACAAGCGAUUCAAGUUACAGUAAUCUCGGCCACACGUAUAAGCUUCCCACCGGACAGCAGAGCACAUUCUUCACGGGAGCUCGAAAUUUUAAUGUAACAGACUACGAAGUCUUUGGAAUCUGCUAAUGACAACCGUCGCAAACAUUUGAGAGGCCAGCAGGUUAAACUUCACAAUGAUUUGAACGAUCUUCACGGUUAUAACUUUUUUUGAAAGGUUAACUUUUAUUUAUUUUUUACAUCAAAAAGCAUCAUUGUCUUCUGUCCGCAGGUAAAGCAAAGUACAAGAUUCCCGUGGAGACUCAUACUACACUCUCAGACUAUGUCUAUACGGAAAUCUUUUCAAGAAAAGUUCCACACUUCAUUAAACAUUCUGUUUUUGGAUAAAGAAAGCAAUGGAAAAACAGUAGAUUGCCUUUAAUUUGGGACUAAAGCUUUGCAUUGUUUUAGAAUAGUAUUGGGUUAUACGGAAAGCUUUCCAGUUGUCUGGCUGACGGAAAAGAAGCCGUCACAAGCACUAAUACAAAAAUCUGUUCAACACUUUCAUUUUAUCUAUAUUUUUUUUUCAUUUGUGCACUCGUUUCACCGGUGGAAAUAGCGAGGUGAAAAAAAAAAUAUUAAAAAUAGGAUUUGGUAGGCCGUUCUUUAUGAAACGUAAUAAAUAUACUGCUGACUUGUCGGUGGUGCAUUCAUGUGAAUUGUCAGACUUCCGAUUACGAUUCUUGCUUCAAGAAUUAAAUUUUAAAUUUAUGAAGCUAUUUAUCUCUUCGGAUGAAUGCUGCUUACCGCACUGAUUGGGAUUCAAAUAGCGGGCAUAAGAUAUAAUUGGUGCUACUAAAUAUGACCGCUGUUUGACGUCUCGUUGUUUUCUCAAACAUAAUAAUCUAGAAAAUAUUCGUUAAGGUCAUGUGAGGGGACAAAAUAGCAUAACGUGAACAUUCUUGCGUUCAUAGUUUUCAUGCGGAUAAGUAGCUGUAAGCGACUGGCGCAGUUCUCAGUUAAUAAAUAACAUCUAGAAAUCACGUCAAAUGAAUCAACUAAGGCAUGUUCUGAAAGUUUUAUUUCACUUAACUCUUCGCACUUGUAAAUCUUGAGAUGAGAACGCUGGCUAAAAACGUAUUUUAGAAUUGAUUUAAAUGUUUCAAACGUGUCAUGCUAUCGCAAGUCACGCAUUACUUGUUUUGUUGACAAACGACCACGCAUUUAUACCUGGUUUGAACCCGACUUGCUACUUUGAGACAGCAUUUCAACAUUUGUUGGUUCUCAGAAAAAAGGCAGGGUGAGAAAAAUUCUUAUGGAAAAUAAUUCAACAGGCAAUCAAGUUCUUGAAGACACUGAUAAUCAAAUCAGAGAAACCUGCAAGGUAUUACAACGAGAAGCAACAAGUCUUCGCCAUGAGCAGAAUUCGAAAGCUAUCGACGCCAUGUCGAAAAAAGUAGAGCACUUUCAUCUCUCGUCGAUUGUAAACCUGUAAAAUGAUAAACAAGAUGAACAAUAACUGUCAAAAACUCGUUCACGGCGAUUUGAAAGGUGGGCUAUGUCUACUUAGGGUUGACGCGUUAUUUUUAUGUUUUAGUCACGGUAAUAGGAAACAAGUUACAACAUAUUAGUUUUAUAUACAAGAGGUCUCUCUUUAGCGAAGGAGGCUCGACGUUCUUGGCGCCUAGGUCCCUCCCCCAAGCCCCUCCCCUGGAUCGGACCCUUUCAAAAGCACAUCAAUUUCAAUAUUCGAAAAAUAUCCAACCAUAUCAUUUGAGGUUUUACCCAUAUUUUCAAAAUAUUCAUUUUUUCUUAGAGGAAAAAUGUGAAAAGGGUCACUUUACCCGGUGAGACUGGUGCAUUAACCCAGCUAGAAUUGCCCAAAGUCUUAAUUUACUCACCCUUGUUGAGUAUAAUGCUUUGCCUAAGAUCGACUAAACAUUCUCUGUUUUCUGACCGACGAGUAAACGAUUACGUCUGUCAAGAGAUAUUAAGCUAUUCGAAUCACCACUUGUCUCAACACUUCGCAGCAAUCAAAAAAUCUUGUAGACAUGUAUGUUUUGCAUCUCUUCUUAAAGUUGGAACAAUGAGACGCCUGAGUAAAAUCAAUAGCAAGGAAAACUAAAACCCAAUUCACGCCAGAGCUUAAACGUGUUUUGAAAUUAUUUUUCUUAAUAGAAACUGCUUAAACCGAUGUUUGUCGGCCUUAAACUCAGCGCAUUGAAAAUACAACUGAGUUAGUGACUACUUAAAACCUAUGGGAAAACCAGCUUUGUAGUUCACCGUUUCUGAUUUUUAUUGACUUAAACCCGGUUUAAAUAAAACAUAUUUAAUUAUGGUAAAGCCGCUUUUUCAGAAAAUGUAUAGAUUUCUGAUUCCGAAAAUUAUAUAUAGAUUAUUCUUGUUCUAUAAUGCCAAUAACAAUUUUGAAGUAUCAUCUCUGACUUAAAAACAGGUGCCAGUGGGUGGGUAAGAUGCUCACAAGCGUUCUUGUUCAACAUGGUCAACCCUGGUGGACUGGAUCCAACUAGAAUACCGCUUUUAAUUGAGAGUCACGAACCUGCCAUCUACUGUAAAUCAGGCUAUGGACCGAUGUUUGGUGCAGGGCAUGACUUACAUAUAUCAGGAAAUGCAAAUAUCAAUUAUGAUAGUCACACUAUCUCAGACUGCUCGUACCAGUGUCCCACAGGACAGAAUGCUAAAACAUUCCUCGCGGGAGAAAAACAUUUUACAGUUACAGAUUACGAGGUGUUUGAACUCCACAAAUAACAAACCAAAUAUUUCCUUCCCAUGUAAGAGGCCAUAAGAAAAGCAAAAUGUCCUGAGAGCUGUAAUUUAUGUGUUUCAUAAUUAUUACUUUGCUUAAGCUGUUGAUCGAGCUUAGGGCUAACGAACACUGGUUGGACAGUCACGCUUAACUUCGAGCUUAGACUGUUCAGUUGUUGUUUAACAUGAUUAGCUGACGACUGGUCCUUGAAGGGCAACACUAAUCUCACAAUCUCCGAUGGUACGUCUGGUGAUGGACAGGGAUCUGCAGAUGAAAUCCUUCUCUCAACGAACCGCUUAAUUGUAGUUUCAACCAGUGGCUUUGGGUAUUUCAAGUUAUGAAAAACCCUUCUAAGGCGGUCACAUUCCUCGGAGAAGAAAGACCAGUCAUUACGGUGUUAAGCGUGACUGUCCAACCAGUGUUCGUUAGCCCUAAGCUCGAUCAACAGCUUAAGCAACACGAAAUUAAGCCCCCUAUUGUUAACCAACAAUGUAUCGUUUAUGAAUUUAAAUGUAACCUGUGUGAUGCAGGGUAUGUGGGCUAUACUCGUGGUCACUUAAACGAGCGCGUAGAAGGGCACACAAGGAAAUCAUCUUCUAUCUACAAACACUACCACCUCCAGCACAAUAGUGAAAUGCCUGAACGCUUGAUCGAGCAAUUCAACGUCAUCGUGAAAUGUAACGGCAAAUUUGAUUGCCUUGUUAAUGAAAUGUUGUAUAUUCGCAUGCGUAAGCCAACACUGAACGUGCAAACGGAUUCCAUCCGCGCCAAGGUGUUUGUUUGAGCCGUUCAUUCUAAUUUAUGCUAUUCUUGUACCUUUCCUUAUUUGCAUGUUUUUUAAACUAGUCUCUUGAUAAUGGAGUCACGAUGACCCCGAAACGUCGAGUAAUAAAUCUUUCCUGGUUUUUUCUAAAUCAUAGACUUAGUCUUAUUAACAUCAGGCGGUACGUACUUACAUCCAUUUUAAUAAAAAUUUGUCACAUUUAAGAAACUUUUUAGUCGUUAGUCACUUAAAAAUAGUAAAGCACAAGAUCUAAAAGCACAAUUUCUCAAAAGCUCCUUUUUAAAUCUUAGUUUAAGAAUUAAUCACUUGCGUGAGAUGCAUUGAUAGCUUUUAUAACCUGACUGAUGACUGAAGGUCGAUGUUACAUGUCUUGGUUUUUUCGGUAAUAUGGUGGUAAUUGCCACAUAAACAUUUCUUGAAGUAAAUUUAAGAUCAUUUAUAUUAAUCAGAUUGAAGUGAUGGGAUUUUUUUGGUACAAAUAAUUAUUACGGUGUCUAAUUUUUUUUUAUUUAUUUAAUUUUCAUUUGUCAUGUUGAGUCGCCAUAAUCCACCGCUAGUGGAAUCAACUCAUCUCAUAUGUGUGUCUCUUGUUUCCUUCAAACAGAAUUCGCCAUUUUAAUGUGGCACGUAUAUUAAGCGUAAUUAGGCGUAAAUAAAAAGAUAGGAAGAGUCAGACUAGAAAGACAAGGGGAGGUGACACGCUGUGACCACGCUCUGCUCGAUCUUUACGUCCUGUCUGAUCCUUUGUGAUUUUCAUGAAGAGUGUGAGUACAACUUCGCAACCAUUGUUUGGUUCCGCUACACAACGUGUUCUUGUCACGCAAUGAUUGCCUUUGCGUGACGACACGAACAAAGGCAGUCAAGUUAUGAACGUUUAUAGCUUACAUCAGUACCAAAAAGAAGAAGACCGUUAUAGAUGUAACAGCUCCAGUAAAAAAUUAGCGCGUGAAACGUGUCAGGAGACCACUGGAACAGAGCCGUGCGCUCAAAAAUGGCAUCAAGAUCUUUUCCCGUUCUUUGUCAAUCGAAGUAAAUCUUUCAAACUCCAGAUAAAAAAAAAAAUCAAAAUCUGCUUAAGAAUAUUUCAUUAUCGAAGUCUCACAAGCCAUGAAAAGAUCUCUCCCCAGCUGGUUUACGCAGCAUAUCGAAUUCUGAUUAAUUACGAGUGCGACAUAAAAUGGACCUUGCUUAAUGUAAAAUAACUUUGUACAGCCUCAUCAAUGUUAUUUUAUUUUUAGGUCUUGAUAGAUUUAAUCGCAGAUUUUGCACUUUUUGCCGAAAAAAAAAAAAGAAAAGGAAGAAGAUGAAGAGCGACAUAGAUUACAAUUAAAAAGCCAGUUACCCGUUGAUCAUGAACCCAAUUUGGGGAGGCUGAGAUAUGCUCUGGGUUUAGCCCUUGGCCUGGCUCAGUCUAGACAUCAUUCAAAAUGAACCAGCUAUCACCUUUACAGGCACGUUUUUACUCUGAAUGCGAGUAAUUUUUCUUCUCAUAAACAAAUAGUGUGGUUAUAGUCUCAAGUUGCGCCACUGCGAACAGUUUGUACUACGUCAUUUAAAAAUCACGAAAUCAAUUUUAAAAUAAGUAUGACUGCAUUCAUCAUGCUUUACGGCCAAGCGGUUGUGUCAACAGAGUUCCUUCGUUUUCAGGAUAUCGUUUGUACUUUAAGUAACCAUGAGUAAAAGAGACUCUAGGAAGGGGCAAAAACAGCAAAAACAAGGUCUGGAAGCUGCAGAAGAUCACUUCAAAGAGGCUUGCGAAAUAUUUCAGCGAGAAGCAGCUAGACUUCGCCAAGAGCAGGUAGCGAUCGACGCCAUGUCGAAGAAAUUGGAACAUGUUCACUUUUCCUCAACUAUACUGCUAAAUGUCGGGGGUUAUCGCUUCACAACAAGUCUUCAAACGCUUACCAAGGAUCAAAAUUCGAUGCUGGCAGCCAUGUUUUCCGGGAAGUUUGAAAUGAAACCUAGUGAAGACGGCGCUUUCUUCAUCGACCGAGAUGGAACUCACUUCCGGUUUAUACUUAAUUAUCUUCGCAAUGGUAAGUUGACUUUACCAGAAGGUGCAUCAUUUCUGAAAGAACUUGCAGAUGAAGCUGAGUUCUACCAGCUCCAAGGAAUUCUGGAGGAGUUGAAGCCUAAAGCACCGAAGGAUUUUGAAGAAUCAGUGAUUCUGACAAAUGAAGAGCACCGAAGCAAACUUAAUGGCUGGCUGCCUCCAUAUGAUAAAUGGCAUCUACUGUUCCGAGCAUCUCGAGAUGGCUUCACAGCUCAAGCUUUUCACGCCAAAUGUGAUAAUAAGGGACCCACGGUUACCAUUGUGAAAAGUGGGAACAAUAUUUUUGGAGGCUUCACAGAAAACCCGUGGAACAGUAAGUAAAUUAGCAGAGUGCAGACAGAAAGAACUAUCCAUUUCUUUAUUUGUCUUAUUAGUGCUAUAUCGUAGAAUCAUACACGCAUGGUUCAGUGCUGCAUCGUAGAAUCAUACACGCAUGGUUGAGUGCUAUAUCGUAGAAUCAUACACGCAUGAUUCAGUGCUGCAUCGUAGAAUCAUACACGCAUGGUUGAGUGCUAUAUCGUAGAAUCAUACACGCAUAUCUUUCAAUAAUAUUAUCAAUAUAAUAUAUUCAUACGGGGUCACAUUUAGACCAGCCCUCAUGCUUAACGAGAUUCAUAACGUUGAAAUAUUUGUUCAAAUAAAAAAAAUGUAUUAAGUUGCUGAUUCAUCUGUUCUCCCGAUACAAAAUUAACGCAUUCACAUGCGAUCAAGACAAGCCAACGAACUUGCUAUUGUCUUUAGCAAUCCAUGCAAGGAGAGAGCAAUCAAUAUUAACGACAUAGCUCCGAUUGUUUGAUUCAGUCUUAAAAUAAGUGUAGAAAAUAUACUAAGUGCCUUUUACCUUCCUUGAAAAAUCUAUUUCAAUUUUAUCAGGACGAUGAAAAUGUCCGAAAAAUGCUGUUUUCAAAAACAUGAAAUAAUUUAGCGACAGAUACAAGUAUUUCGAAAAAAAUCGAUAAAUUUCAUGCUUUUUCCAAACAGGUGAGUGGGGCUACCAUCAUUGCUCACAAUCGUUCUUGUUCAGCGUGGUGAAUCCGCAUGGAUUGGCACCAAUUAAAAUGCCACUUUUCAAAUAUGGAGAAUGUGCUGUUUACUGUGAUGGCAGCUCUGGACCAAUAUUUGGAGCAGGGCAUGACUUAUGUAUAUCUCAUGAUGCAAACAGAUCAACUGGAAGUUACAGCAAUCUCGGCAACACCUAUAAGUGUCCCACAGGACACCAAUCCACAUUCCUCACGGGAGCUCAAUAUUUCACAGUGACGGAUUACGAAGUGUUUGGAAUCCACCGGUGAUAACAAUCAAGUAAGAGGGCUUCAUGUAAAUUGUUACGAUGAUUCAAACUAUAUUUUGGUACAUGGUCAAUCUGAGCAUUAAUUGUUUUCUGGUAAUACAGCAUUCUUUCUGAAGACCAAAAAGAGCUGUAAUUGAUUAAGGUACUUUCAAUUUUGUUCCAAUUCCGACAAGUGCAAGCCAGAUGGCACAAAAAGCAGGGCGUCUUCCUAUUCACCUUUAAUAUAGACUUACACAC
This is a messenger RNA of Pocillopora meandrina, 7240 nucleotides long. The record is from the annotation of a GenBank genome assembly. NCBI's taxonomy places the organism in Eukaryota, Metazoa, Cnidaria, Anthozoa, Scleractinia, Pocilloporidae.